UCUCGCCAAACGCCAAGCGAGUCAACACAGCAUCAUGACUCUGGGAUUAGCGGUAACUACGAGAGUCGUAGCUGCGGCAGCUGUGCCCGCGCUUUUCCUGUCGGCUUCGCAAUGCAGCACGGCGUUCGUUCUGCGAUCGUCUCUGGGCAGCAGCGACAGGACUGCUGCAACAACGAUGCACGAGCGGCGGUCGGCAACAACCUCGACGCUGUAUAGAGGAGCCCAGCGAACGAGAGGCACACCGCUGCUCUCGCCCGGUGCCCUAAGGACGAGCGGGUACCGAGAAAGAGGAGUGCAUCUGAUGAUGGCGGCGGAGCCCACAGAGGAUUCAGUAGCCGAGGCUGCCGCUGCUGCUGCUGCUGCUGCCGCCGCCGCCGCUGAGGAGCCGUCCAUUUCCGAAGGAGAGGAGGCGGUUGAGUACGACGAGGCGUCGGGGGGUGGAUACGGAGAGACGGAGGUGGUGGCGGAGGAGGGAGACGGAACGGAAGGGGAGAAGGAGGAGGAGGAGGAGCAGGAGGAGGUUGACCCCAUGGCAGAAGUCAAGCAACAAAUCAAGCGCAACACCAUAGCGGUUAGCUGCCACGAGUUCCCGUGA
Messenger RNA from Ectocarpus sp. CCAP 1310/34, 595 nucleotides. The record is from the annotation of a GenBank genome assembly. NCBI's taxonomy places the organism in Eukaryota, Phaeophyceae, Ectocarpales, Ectocarpaceae.